GCCAUCAGCUACCUCAUCAGCCAGGCAGUCUACGAAAUCUACUUCUCCCCCCUCGCCAAAUUCCCCGGUCCAUUUUUAUGGACAAUCUCCAAGAUCCCUCUACAGUCCUCCUGUCUCAACGGCCGCGUCCAUUUGAAACUGACUGCCUUGCACGACCGCUACGGACCGGUCGUACGCAUCAGCCCAAACGAAUUGGCCUUUAACUCGCCGCAGGCCUUUCGCGAUAUCUAUGGCUCUCCGGCAGCAACACGCACGUUUCUGAAGGAUCGGACGCAUUACUUACCAGCGACGAACGGGGCCGACCACUUGAUUUCUGCGGCUGAUAACUCGGUGCACGCGAGACAUCGACGGCUGCUGUCGCAUGCGUUUUCAGAUCGCGCGCUGCGUGAGCAGGAAGAAUUGGUGACCGAGUAUGUCGACAAGCUGAUGGCAAAACUCAGCAGCUCGUCGUCCUCACAAGCGGCGGUCGACAUCAAGAGCUGGCUAGACUAUACAUUCUUCGAUCUCACCGGCGAACUUAUCUUUGGCGAAUCGUUCCAGUGUCUCGACAGCAGCGAGUUGCAUCCGUGGAUCGCGCUGGUGUUCAACUCGGUCAAAGCCCUCAUGUACAUGACUGUGUUUACGCAGUUUCCGUGGCUGAAUGCGGUGUUGCAGAAGCUCAUCCCGGCGAGUCUGAGGCAGCAGGAACGUGAUCACUUUGAUCUUGCGGCGGCCAAGAUGGAGAGGCGCUUAAAAAUGGGUGUGACGGAACGGACUGAUUUCAUGUCUGCGGUGCUGAGGAAUGGGUUCGUCGAUGAUGAUGACGAUACUACUGUGACAGAUGGUACUCUGGAAAAAGUGCUCAGCCGGGCAGAACUACACUCCAAUUCCUACAUUCUGAUCACAGUCGGUAGCGAGACCUCAGCAACAUUGCUGUCUGGCUGCAUUUAUUACCUGAGCAAGACUCCAAAAGCUAUGCAGAAGUUGGCUAACGAGAUUCGCUCCACCUUUUCCAUCGAUACCGAGAUAAACUUCACAAGCACCCCGAAACUAACCUAUCUCACUGCUGUGAUUGAGGAGUCGUUGCGUAUGUAUCCUCCACUGGUCAUGGGUCUUCCGCGAACGGUUGCACCUGGUGGUGGGAUUGUGGACGGGCAUUUCCUACCAGAGGGCACUCAGGUAUCAUGCCACCACUACGCGUCAUACCACUCCAAGGCAAACUUUAUCCUUCCCAACGAAUUCGUCCCGGAACGAUGGUUAGGUGAUGCGCGGUUUCAAUCAGACAAAAGGGACGUUCUUCAGCCGUUUAGCCUUGGUCCGAGAAAUUGUCUUGGGAAGAAUCUGGCGUACGCAGAAAUUCGGCUUGUUCUGUGCAAGUUACUUUUACGCUUCAAAGUCGAAUUGUGUGCUGAGAGUGAGAACUGGUCGGACCAGGAGAUUUAUUUCAUCUGGGACAAACCUGAUUUAAUGGUAAAAUUAGAGGAGCGGUAA
This is a messenger RNA of Talaromyces rugulosus, 1470 nucleotides long. RefSeq lists its product as uncharacterized. The transcript has 4 exons. Gene Ontology annotation, molecular function: heme binding; monooxygenase activity; iron ion binding. The annotation marks the transcript as partial. Lineage: Eukaryota; Fungi; Ascomycota; Eurotiomycetes; Eurotiales; Trichocomaceae. The record is from RefSeq and is a predicted model, not a curated record.